Messenger RNA from Exaiptasia diaphana, 876 nucleotides. RefSeq lists its product as uncharacterized. Bases 136 to 816 code for a protein of 226 amino acids. The transcript has 2 exons. The record is from RefSeq and is a predicted model, not a curated record. NCBI's taxonomy places the organism in Eukaryota, Metazoa, Cnidaria, Anthozoa, Actiniaria, Aiptasiidae.
AAAGACCUUUUAGUWCAUGAAAAGGCAAGCCUGGAGGGGCAAAUUUAUUACCUUCAGAGAUUGRUCGAAGAYAAAUCAAGUGCUCUGGAGAGAGAGCGUACGYUAAAUCAACGGCUAUUAGAUAGGAUUCAACAGAUGUCAAUCGCUGCAGGUUCCUGGAAUGCAGGUAAAAGUGAAGGUCAAAAGCUAACGAUACUGUUUCAUAGCAUGAUUUCACUAAAUAGUUUCAUGGAUCARCUCAGCCAAAGAAUAGAAAGUAACGCAAAUGAAAUGGACGCUGUGUAUGGAAAAGUUMUCAAAAUGAUUGAACACCAAAARCGCCUGGAAGGACAUGAAAARCUUCUCACAAAGAUGCUGAYGUACAUGGCUAACGUUUGCGAGCAAACUAAGAUCGAACAAUCGAAGAAAAAAAGUGUUGGAUGCUCUAGAUGCAGUGGUAUUCSGAACAAACGAUUAUCAAUCAGUAAAACAAUUGCUGCUAGUGAUAGURACUYUGAUGAUGACUCUUCUGGCRGCUGCACAGCAGACAACUGGACUGAGAACGUUAUCGCUGAUCAACGARCUGCUGCCAGACAAUCAAGGAAAACUGAAGGACAUURCAAUUUAUCUUUUUUUGAAAUCGCCAAAACACAAGUCUAUCUGUUCUUGCGCACGAAAAUAAACUACAAAUUGCUCUGUUUGAUUUUAUCAUUUGCCCUUUUUUCCUUCCUUGCGUCUUUGAAUGUUUUAUUGAUGACAAAAGAAAUAGUAUCAUCCUCAAUUAUUUAUCGUAUUUCUCAACUUUUUGCGCAUAUUUGGUCUUUCUUUCUACUUUAGAUAGCAGGCUGCAUACAUUUGAUAAUUUUGUUUGAAAUAGUGUGCAAUUAAAAUACUCUG